AUGAGCGAGUUCGCUAACCAGGCUGCUCGACCUCCAGCCACACCUAUCUAUAUCCUCCGCGGACAUGCAGCCCCAAUCCAUGCGUUGCAUCUGUUCAACCAGAAUUUGCGGCUAAUCUCAGCCGACGCGAAUGGAUGGAUUGUUGUAUGGGAUUUGGUGAUGAAACGUCCAGUGGCCGCGUGGAAAGCGCACGAAGGGGCAGUUCUUGAAGUCAAGGGGUUUCCUUCUGCUGCGAGAGCAGAAACAGACGUAUAUACGCAUGUCUGCACUUACUUCCCAUUCAGCCGCCAGGACGAAGAAGUUCUUCAGAAAACUCUGCCCGUCGAUAUCGGUGAGGGAUCUCGGGCAAACACCGCCAGCCAGCCCUGGCUCGUGCAUUCUCUUCCUGUGAACGCGCUGAACUUUUGUGCAUUCUCGAUGCUCUUUCUAGAAGAGACCGCGUGUGCGGAAAACAGUCAAGGUGCCAAUGCGACGGAAGAAUCUGCAGAUGCGGCGCUCCAGGCCGCGCCCCGGUCGCCUGCGCUGAUAGCGGUUCCCAACGCCCUGAACUCAGGCGCUAUCGAUCUGUUCCACCUUCCACUCGAGAGGCGAGUGUGCACCAUUCCCGCAGAUACGACUACGGAAACUGGGAUGGUCAUGGCUGCUCAUCUGUUCGCGGGACCACUCGGGGACCUCUAUGUUGCAUCAGCAUACGAAGAUGGGCACGUCAUGCUUUUUGCCCGCAGAGGUCUUGUUAAAGAACGAGAUAUCUUACAGGGGACUACCGCUUCCUGGAAGUGGGAAAAGCUGUAUGCCUGUCGACCUCAUAGCCAACCAGUCUUGUCUAUCGACGUCUUUCCUCAGGGCAAUUAUUUCCUCUCCUCGUCUGCUGACGCGUUGCUGGUGAAGCAUCCUAUUCCCCGCUUGGGUGACCGAUCGACGAAUCGGCGGGAGGAGGCAGUGUUGAAGACGGUUAAUACUAAGCAUGCGGGCCAGCAAGGUAUCCGCAUCCGAUCUGAUGGGAAGAUCUUUGCGACGGCGGGUUGGGACAGUAGAAUCCGGGUUUACUCGUGCAAGACCAUGAAGGAACUCGCAGUGUUGAAAUGGCACCAGGAGGGAUGUUAUACAAUUGGUUUCGCGGACGUUGCUACAGCAGCAAAAUCGAAUGAUGCGCCUACGGGUGACUCAAGCGCCGGAGGAGUCGGAAACGAUUCGCACGACAGCCAUCAGCAAGUUACAACACGAGAGGAUGAAGCUUUUACACUCGCUGCUGUGCAGCAUCAGAGAAACAAAAAAGUGCAAACCACUCACUGGUUGGCUGCUGGGUCAAAAGAUGGUAAAAUUUCAUUGUGGGAUAUCUACUGA
Messenger RNA from Aspergillus thermomutatus, 1344 nucleotides. RefSeq names its product WD40 repeat domain-containing protein (gene ASA1). The record is from RefSeq and is a predicted model, not a curated record. Gene Ontology annotation, molecular function: protein binding. Bases 1 to 1344 code for a protein of 447 amino acids. Lineage: Eukaryota; Fungi; Ascomycota; Eurotiomycetes; Eurotiales; Aspergillaceae. The transcript has 2 exons.